AGAGCGCAGGAUCGGGACGAUGGAGAAAGUCCCUCCUCCACAACAUGAAGAUGAGACCAGUGAUGCUCUGACCACUGCACUCCACUUCACAUCUACAGGUCCGUUUUCCACAAUGGAGUACAGACAUGAUGUGGGUUUGGAGGAGCUGUGUCCGGUCUGUGGAGAUAAAGUCUCUGGGUACCAUUACGGUCUGCUCACCUGUGAAAGCUGCAAGAUAAAUAGAGACGCCUUCUUCAAGUGGAUCCUUCCUUUUCUUCAACACUCGCAGGGGUUUUUCAAAAGAACGGUUCAAAACAACAAAAAGUACGUCUGUGCAGAAAACCAGGAGUGCAGAAUUGAUAAAACUCAAAGGAAACGGUGUGCAUUCUGCAGAUUUCAAAAGUGUCUUCAUGUUGGCAUGCGACUGGAAGCUGUUCGUGCAGAUCGAAUGCGAGGCGGCAGAAACAAGUUUGGCCCCAUGUACAAGCGUGAUCGUGCCCUCAAACAGCAGAGAAAGGCUCUGAUUCAAGCUAGUGGGUGCAGAAUUGAAAGCAGUCCACCUCUGGUCUCCUCAACCCACCAGAGAGACUUGACCUUUACUGGUGGCCUCCACCCAGUUCCCGUCCUUCACAGUACCCCACUAUUCACAGCACAGAAUGAUCAUAUCAGCUACCAGUCUCCAGCACUGUGUUCGCUCCUGCCCUUCAACUCAGCUGGUGCCACCCAGAACCAGUCCACCUCUUUCUCAAACUGGAUCAUCAAGUCAGAGCACACCAACAACUGUGCAAGUUCACCAGGCUCUGCUGCAGGAAUUGGCUCAGAUGAGCUAUACUCAAGGCCUUUCUCUCCACAAGGUCCCAGGAUGCCUCAACUAGUGAUGGAGUUACUGCGCUGCGAUUCAGAUGAGCUAAAGCUGCAGAAUAAGAUCACUGCUCGUCUCCUGCAGGAGCAGGCGGGCUGGGAGAAACAAGGGAACCCCAGCACCUUGAGCCUGAUGUGCCUCAUGGCUGACCAGACGCUGUUCUCCAUCGUGGAGUGGGCUCGCACAUGCAUCUUCUUCAAACAACUUAAGGUAAGUGACCAGAUGAAGUUGCUGCACAGCUGCUGGAGUGAACUGUUGCUCCUGGACAUCAUCUCCAGACAAGUCCUGUAUGGCAAAGAAGGCAGACUGCUCCUGGUGACUGGGCAAGAGAUGGAGCUGUCAGACAUAGCCUCUCAUGCUGGUCCUACCUUGACCAGCCUAGUCCAGAGAGGACAGGAGCUGGUUGAGAAGCUCCAUAUCCUAAAGGUGGACCGCCAAGAGUUCGCCUGCAUCAAGUUCCUCAUCCUCUUUAAUCCAGAUGUGAAACAGCUUGAAGACCAUCCAUUCAUAGAGAGUGUGCAGGAGCAGAUUGAAGGAGCCCUGCUAGAGUACACACUGUACACCUCUUCUCAAUUUCUUGGACGCUUUGCACAUCUGCUGCUGUGUUUGUCUGAAUUACGCUCUCUCAGCAACCUCGCUGAAGACUACCUGUACUGCAAACACCUGAGUAGUGAGGUGCCCUGCAACAACCUGCUCAUUGAGAUGCUCCAUGCCAAGCGCAACUGGUCUUGAAGACUCAGAAGCUCUGUGAUUGUCUGUACAUAUUAGUAUUACGCUGUGAUGAAUGUGUAAUACAAUGAGAUUAUCCCUGAUAUUUUUCUGUGCUUUAAGACUGAAUUUUAGUAAUAAUAUGAACAAUAAAUAAUAUUAUAAAUGGAGAAAUGUGGCUUGUAUUCACUGAAACUAGUAACAUUUUACUUAAAGGAUCUGACAUUUUGGCAAAUAUUAAACCCAGCAUCAUAUGAUAAUAUUGAUGUCAAUUUAAUUCUUAUUGUGAUUAGAAUAUAUUUCAAUUUUUUGGCAAUGUAGCACUGUGCAUUGCACAGAGAAAAUCUCAAUACAGCACCAGAUUGUAUCAAUGUAAAUAAUAUUCAGAUCAUGCACAGAGGGGCUUUAAAACACAAUACAAACUAAAAGAAAAGUUGUUCUUUUCAGUUAUACACCUCACAUGUCCAUACUGUGUAUUAUUCUGCUGUGUUCAAUAAAUCUAUUUUAAAAUUUG
Messenger RNA from Siniperca chuatsi (mandarin fish), 2063 nucleotides. RefSeq names its product nuclear receptor subfamily 5 group A member 2-like. The transcript is spliced from 7 exons. Gene Ontology annotation, cellular component: RNA polymerase II transcription regulator complex. Gene Ontology annotation, molecular function: zinc ion binding; nuclear receptor activity; RNA polymerase II cis-regulatory region sequence-specific DNA binding. The coding region runs from base 20 to 1573 and encodes 517 amino acids. Gene Ontology annotation, biological process: tissue development; hormone-mediated signaling pathway; regulation of transcription by RNA polymerase II. The record is from RefSeq and is a predicted model, not a curated record. Lineage: Eukaryota; Metazoa; Chordata; Actinopteri; Centrarchiformes; Sinipercidae.